This is a messenger RNA of Erigeron canadensis, 1841 nucleotides long. RefSeq names its product cyprosin-like. Bases 109 to 1632 code for a protein of 507 amino acids. The record is from RefSeq and is a predicted model, not a curated record. Gene Ontology annotation, molecular function: aspartic-type endopeptidase activity. Gene Ontology annotation, biological process: proteolysis; lipid metabolic process. Lineage: Eukaryota; Viridiplantae; Streptophyta; Magnoliopsida; Asterales; Asteraceae. The transcript has 14 exons.
UCAUCAAAAAGCGGUGCUUUUUACUUACUUGUUCCACGACUCACAAUCCCAUUUUUCCUCACUUCUCACGCCACCUUCCUUCUCUCUGAUCAUCUCACAGUGUUCAACAUGGGUGCCACAAUCAAAACGACCUUGCUUGCGUUGUUUGUGUUGUUUGUUUUAUCACCUACCGCAUUUUCGGCUACUAAUGGUGGGUUGCUUCGAGUUGGACUUAAAAAGAGGAAGGCAGAACUUAAACAAGUUACUGAAAAUGGUUUGUCCAUGGAAGGAACUGCUAGAACUUUUGGCUCGCAUGGAGCUCUCCAGAAUUCAGAAGGUGAUGUUAUUGCUCUAAAGAAUUACAUGGAUGCUCAGUAUUUCGGUGAGAUUGGUAUUGGAACUCCAGCUCAGAAAUUCACUGUGAUUUUUGAUACCGGAAGUUCAAACCUGUGGGUGCCUUCUUCAAAGUGCUAUUUUUCAGUAGCUUGCCUUUUUCACUCAAAGUUUAAGGGGAGCCGUUCAAGUACCUACAAGAAAAAUGGGACAUCUGCUGCAAUCCAAUAUGGAACUGGAUCAAUCUCUGGAUUUUUUAGCCAAGACUCUGUCCAACUCGGUGACCUUGUUGUUAAAAAGCAGGAUUUUAUAGAGGCAACCAAAGAACCUGGCAUCACUUUCUUGGCAGCCAAGUUUGACGGUAUACUCGGCCUUGGAUAUCAGGCGAUCUCUGUUGGGAAAGCUGUACCUGUCUGGUACAACAUGGUUGAUCAAGGUCUGGUUAAAGAACCCGUGUUCUCCUUUUGGUUUAAUCGCCAUGCAGAUGAGGAAGAAGGGGGUGAACUUGUGUUUGGUGGAGUUGAUCCUAAUCAUUUUAAGGGCAAGCACACAUACGUUCCUGUGACCCAAAAAGGCUAUUGGCAGUUUGAGAUGGGUGAUGUUCUUAUUGGAGAUAAAACUACCGGAUUUUGCGCUGAUGGUUGUGCAGCAAUUGCCGACAGUGGUACCUCUUUAUUGGCAGGUCCAACGGCUAUCGUUACUGAAAUCAAUCAUGCAAUCGGUGCCGCCGGGGUAAUGAGCCAGCAAUGCAAAACGCUGGUUGAUCAGUAUGGAAAGGCUAUAAUUGAUAUGCUAUUGUCUGAGGCUCAACCUGAUAAAAUAUGUUCUCAAAUGAACUUGUGCACUUUCAAUGGUGCUCGUGAUGUGAGUCCAUUAAUCGAGAGUGUGGUUGACAAGAAUAAUGGGAAGUCUUCUGGUGGCUUCAAGGAUGAAAUGUGUACUUUCUGCGAGAUGGCUGUUGUUUGGAUGCGCAACCAAAUCAAAAGAAAUCAGACUGAAGAUGACAUAAUUAACUAUGUGGACCAGCUGUGUGAACGCAUACCCAGUCCAAUGGGAGAAUCAGCUGUUGGAUGCAACAGUCUUUCCUCCUUACCGAAUAUCUCCUUCACCAUUGGUGCUAAAACUUUUGAGCUCACCCCUGAACAGUACGUGCUCAAAAUUGGUGAGGGAGAAGCUGCACAAUGCAUCAGUGGAUUUACUGCUAUGGAUGUUGCCCCUCCUCGUGGACCUCUAUGGAUCUUGGGAGAUGUUUUUAUGGGUCAAUACCAUACGGUGUUUGAUUAUGGUCAAUCACGAGUUGGAUUUGCUGAAGCAGCUUAAAAGAAAAUAUUCUGACCUUUCGUGACUCUUUUCUGUAAAUAUCUUACCGAGAAAGUGUUCAAAUAAUGUCUGAUGUGUUUUCGUUACCCUAAGAUUUCGAUGGUUAUUCGUAAGAGUUGUGGUUGCUUGUGUUAGGAACUGAUGUUUAUUUACCUGAUACUGUUCUGUCAUGCUUGCAUUUUGUUUUAUGAUCUUGUUAUGUGGCCCAA